AUAACUUCAUCACUGUGUUGAUACGGUGAAGAUUCAUGUGGCGAUGGAUCGUGAUUGAAGGUAACGCUUAAACUUCUCCAACGGCGUCGACAGGAUGAUGCAUCAUAUUCUGAUGAAUCAAAAGUGUGUUAACUUACUGUGAAUAUUAUGCAAUGCUUUCUGUGUAUAAACUUCUUUGUCGACUCUUCGAGCCGACAGUGGGAGGAAGAAAACCUUAACAACUCCACCUGAAAAGUCUUCUGGAUAACUUUCGGAGGCGAGUACGUCAUGAUCACAAGGAAACUGUCACCGUUCCUCGCCGUUGAGGAAUUUGUGCUUUCAGAGUGCACUCCCGCGAGUAUAUCGGAAGAAAUAGUUUCUGCUCUCACCGUUGGACGCAAUCGCGAGGAAAGUCUUUCUAGAUGGUAUUGAAGGAAUAUACUUCGGGCCACGGGUUUAGCGCUAAUAUACUUCGUACGAAAAUGAUAGCCAACUUUGCAGAAGCCCUCGUCGUCUCCACUUCUAUGAAAGCCCUUGUUCAAAGCGGAAUGAUUUCACUAGCCUUUUUGAACAUUUACAUCCGCAACAAUUCAAACCCCGAUCGGCGAUAACGGCCAGGGUCCAGGGUUUAGGGUUUUACAAGAAGGUGAUUUUCCACUCGAGAACCAUCGACGCAAGGACUGCACCUGCGACUUCGAUUCACUCUGCUGCAGCAGUAGCGUCCCGACUUCUUGUUAUGGAGGGCUGAAGGUAAUGUGAGAGCUUUGAGUGAGAGAUCACGAUGGGGAAGGGUAAACGCAAGAGAGGGGACAGCACCGGGCCGUCGAUAACGCUACUAGGAGGGAAGGCUUCUGCCGCUGAGACACCCAUAAAAUUGCCAGCAGUUGUGCUAGAACAGUCGGCAGCAGCAGCAGCUUCAUCGCCCCAGUCUGCACCGAGUGUCUUGAAGCAGCGUCCUUCGCACACCGUGCAUGCAUCUCAAGGACUUCGGCAGUAUACUGGCACCGGCCAAGCAAUCCAGUUCUCUGGAAAUCAUGCAGGCCAUCUGAAAGUUCAGUACUUGGCCCAAAUUGCAAAUUGGGCUUCUACUGCUGUUCCGAAUCUGGGUGCCUAUUUCGGGCAGCGAUUGGCUGCUGCAAGUGAGGCCUUGUCCAUUCCACCUCCGACUCCCCACUCCUUGUGCCAGCGAUGUGAAUCUAUUCUCCACGUUGGUGAUAAUUGCUCCGUUCGAGUUACCAAAGCACCGAAAAAAUGGAGAAAGUCGAAGGUGAAGGGUGGCGAUGCAGGUGUGAAGAAUGCACUGGUUUACAACUGCCACUUUUGCAAGUUCGGAAACAAGAAGCCGGGGACCGCCAAGGGGCACGUGAAGACCAAAUUUUCACAGUUACAUGCCCUAAAGCAAAUGAAGAAACUUUGGAGUGGCGAAAAUGCUGCCCUCACCAAACAGACGAAGAGUCUUGGGACCAGCAAUGUUCCUGCAGCGACGCGUUCGACAGCGCUAACGAAGGCCCUUGGGAGCAACAAGACUCCAGCAACAGGUCUUCCUGUAGGAAAUGUAGCAAGAAUAUCUGCAAUUGCUAGUCCUAUGGUUGCUGCCCAGACACCUCUAGCUUCUUCAUCUGCAAGUGUUAACGCAACAGCCCAAGCCACGGGUGGUGGGAAAAGGAGGAAACGAAAAGGAUGGUCUACUUUGAAGGAUAUGACCACUGCAAAGGCGGAACCAGCAACUCCUGCAUCCCUUGGAUUCAUGAGUCUGAGCAAAAAAGGCUAAUACUAGAGGUAAAUAGCAGCAACUUGCUUGAUUUAGCAUAUGCAGGCAUCGGGGCAUACAAGGUGCUUGGUAUAGAAGGUGCUUGGCCCUGCGAAGUCGCUUCUGGAUUGUAAGAAGGAAUUUGUUAAUCUACCUUCCAGAGCUGCUUCGACGUCGGCACUUCUGACGGCGAGAGCGAAAAUGUGGGGAGCAAUCCAGUUCGGCUUCACCGUACAUCCAUUGUUGGGUGCUGUGUUGCCAGCAAUUGGGUGCUGUACAGGAAGAAAUGUGUAAUGCAGUAGCUGAGGUGUACGUGCAUCCUAUGGAUAAUUGGGAAUAAUUUCAGAAGCAGCAAGAGAGCGGAGAUGAGCUUCGCUCACUUUCGCUCUCCUCAUUCGCAUCAUUCGUAACAUGAAGUCGUUAGGAGGCUGGGUACCCAGCUCGCUACUGAAUCGCAUCAAGAGCAAGACAUAUGGUUCUGGUCCCGAGAAGUGAAGGACGUACGAAUGAUGUGAGCGGGUCAUAGGCACAAUGUUUGGAGUAUACGUUUCAAGGUUUUAUCGUCGACUGGCAUCUUGAGGGUGUUCAAUGCGGACAACUGGUGAUGUCCAGAAACCUUGUUGCUGCAGGAGAAGACUCCUACUGGUUCCCUUGUUGUAGGCUCUCUGGCUUUCAUUAGCAUUCGAAGAACAGAAGUAAGGUCAGCUUUGUUCCAAAGUCUCUAGAGGAUAGGUGGUCCAAUAUUUCUUCGUCACAGUAAAGCCGGAUUCUGCAGUAGACUGAUGUCGACACAAGUCGAAGAAACGGUUUAAAGAUGGACCUCUGUAGGAAGAAAUGAUAGUUUGAAGUUCACAAGUAAGGGCUCUUCGGUCUCCAACACGUUCCAAUUAUGCGCCAGGAUUAUUUUAACUUGGAUACUUACCGGCUCUGCCAGCCGGUAAGAAACUCGUGGAGACACGGUGCUUUCUCAUAGGUCAAUCAUAUCAAGCAGCCAAUUGUUUAAUGUAGUGUCUCAGCAGGCAGAAGACGGUCACACCAGGUAUGUUGACCACCUUGCUGAUAUUUGCAUUGUAAGAUGAAAGUGAAAGCGAACUGUUAAAGCGAACUGGCGUCUGAAUAUGGAUUUAUAUCUUCCUAAAAGUUUGCAAAGAAUGAAGUAAAGUGGUUAUCGUGGAACCACGAGUAUCAUAGGACCACUUUGAGGACCUGUUGUCAACAUCUGGAUUGGAUGCACGACGACGUAGAUGAUUAGUCGUGAACUGGACUUGACAACUGGUAUGUAUGCGGUCAGUGUAUCUGAGUACCAUGGGUUUUUC
Molecule: messenger RNA, 3045 nt
Organism: Marchantia polymorpha subsp. ruderalis
Lineage: Eukaryota; Viridiplantae; Streptophyta; Marchantiopsida; Marchantiales; Marchantiaceae
Source: the annotation of a GenBank genome assembly